AAACUGCGAGCUUAGCUGACGGUCGACUGGACACUGGCAAGGCAAAAUGAAAUCUAUAACAGGUCAUCCUUUGAUCGUAGUAACUGAAGAAGAUGUGAAGAUAUCGCGGUCAUUGUGCGGAGUUGAAAAACCAGAACGAAUAAAAGAGAGCUUAGAUGCUAUCGAUGAAUGGUGUAAGAAACAAGAUCAUCUUGUCGAAGCUUAUAAGAAUUUAGAUCGUAACAUGCUGGAGAGAUUAUUUUUAUUAGCGCGUGGAUCAGUAGAAGCCACAAAAAUUAGACUCGAUAAGAUACUAACCUCUCGAGGAAUGAUGCCCGAACUUGUGUUAAACAGAACUAUAGAAGAAUUCGACGAACUAUUACAAAGCGUAUCAUAUGCACCAUUAUCAAGAUUAUAUUCAGUUGAUCAGUCUAGGAUUAUGGUGACGCAAUUUUUUCCUGGCAAAUUGGAUAACUUCAAUUUGCUAAGUUACUUACGUUAUUGUUUCAUGAUUGGUGAAUACAGAUUGCAUUACGACUACUGUUUAUCUGAAAGAUACAUAGUGGAUUUGGCCAAUGUCAAUCUGAGCCUUCUAAGUAAAAUUAAUCCUGUAGUUUUAAAGAAAGGUGAAAUACUUUGCAGUGAGGGUCUUGGUACAAAAAUUAAAGGUAUACAUAUCGUAAAUGCUCCACCUUAUGUAGAUAAAUUUCUAUUCAUACUGAAACAAGCGCUGAGGGAAAAAGUAGCUAGCCGGAUCCACGUACACAAUUCAUAUGAAGAUCUAAGAAAACAUUUGCCUAAAGAGAUCCUGCCUAUGGAUUAUGGCGGUGAUGAACAAUAUGUUGCAAAAAUGGCUUCGCAAUGGAGAGAAGAACUCAAAACCAAAGAAGCGAGAAGAAUAAUAACGGAUAUGGAUAAAUUGGUGAGCGACGAAACGAAACGGACCAGUUCUAAGUUCAACGAGGAAUACAUGGGUAUGCCAGGAUCGUUCAGAAAAUUAACAGUGGAUUAAACACAAGAAGCUACAUACAUAUAUCAACCAGUGGGCUUCUGUUCAUCUUGAUAAUACUGUGGGCUUCUAUUUCCAAAACAUUCACAUACCUGUAAAAAUUUCAUUUAGAUAAAAAUGUUGAUAAAAAGUUUAUAAGACUAUUUAAUAUUACAUUGGAAUGUUAUUUUGUUUGUUUUUAUAUUUUUAACAAUUGUAUUCUUGGUUAUAAUCAUACUCCGGGAUCCCGUGACGUAAGUAGGGUUAAUAUUUUCAC
This is a messenger RNA of Papilio polytes (common Mormon), 1244 nucleotides long. Its product is annotated as alpha-tocopherol transfer protein-like. Gene Ontology annotation, cellular component: membrane. The transcript is spliced from 7 exons. Bases 47 to 991 code for a protein of 314 amino acids. NCBI's taxonomy places the organism in Eukaryota, Metazoa, Arthropoda, Insecta, Lepidoptera, Papilionidae. Gene Ontology annotation, molecular function: phosphatidylinositol bisphosphate binding. The record is from RefSeq and is a predicted model, not a curated record.